This is a messenger RNA of Desarmillaria tabescens, 939 nucleotides long. RefSeq lists its product as uncharacterized. The transcript has a single exon. Lineage: Eukaryota; Fungi; Basidiomycota; Agaricomycetes; Agaricales; Physalacriaceae. The record is from RefSeq and is a predicted model, not a curated record. Bases 131 to 859 code for a protein of 242 amino acids.
CAACGAUGCGCCAUCACCUCUGCAAUCAGCUCAGCUGAGGGCGUGUUUGAAGGGGAUAAAUACAGCUCUCACUGAGCUGCAGAGCGACCUUGCUUUGCUCCAUAGUGUCGUCGCGUAGCUGCAGGCUCAAAUGUCGCGUCUCCAAUCACUCAAACACGAUUAUGAGACAGCACUGUCUCCACUACGUCGCAUUCCCUCGAAGAUCACGAUGGAGAUUCUACGCCGCUCGUGGAAGUAUAAUGAAUUCGGGGGUAUACCCAGGGGAAGGCGGCUUCCUGGGUUCAACGUCUUCACAAUCCGAGAAGGGCCUUGGCACCUUGGCCAAGUGUGCAGCUCGUGGCGAAAUGUUAUUGAGACACUUUGUCCGGAGCUAUGGGCGACCAUGACAGUAGAGAUUCCGUUCUCGAUGUUUCUGAAAACGGAUGCGGUGGAAAUACUCAAUGUCGUCCUUGAUCGCUCCCGUAAUUACCCCCUCGAUUUUCAUUUCGAGUACUACGGCACUAGGGUGGAAAGAAGAGCAGCCCAAGCGACGGAGAGAUGUUUUCAUAUCAUGGUCGCUCAUUCAAAACGAUGGCGAGCCGUUGAAAUGACGAUCCCUCCAGGGACAUGUACCUCGAUUGUUUUCGCGGCUCACCGUCCGGAGACAUCCGUGCCUUUGAGAUUGCCCCCGAACUCGAAAAACUGUACCUCAAAGGUAUGCACCCAGAAGCCAGCGUCCCUUUCCCGACCAACAAUCUUGUGUCUUUCUCCGAUGAAAGGCCAUUUGCUGGAGAUCGGCAGACCCCCAAAUAUCUUGACAUCAUUAAAUCGGCUCCAAAGCUUCAUUCAUUUUCGUAUAACGACUACGGUGUUAGCCUGAUAUCCACACCGCUCAAUAUCCCUGGCAGCAUCAUGUCCGUAUCGAUCGAAGAGCUUUCGGCAUCUUCGCCAAGCUUUAUG